UUCCCUGUCGAUAUAAAACAUCAUGAAAAUAUCGCUGGUUUUGUUUAUUUUUCAACUAGGGAUGAUUUGCAGUGCCUGGAGUGCCGUUUCAGGGAAAAAACCUGGGCAACGCAGGUCUAAUCAACUAAACAUUAUCAAAUGCUGCGGAGGCGAUUCUUGCGUCCCGAGAGAUUCGACAGGGCCGUUUUCCAAUUCGUCAAUCACCAGAAGACAAACAGCGUCAACCAUGAGUUUGCAGAAAACGGAAAAUCUGCUAUCAACAACUUCUUCUACCGAAUAUGCGACAGAAAUCGACCCUGGCGGAUUAGCAAGUACUGAAAAUGUACUGCCGCUUGGAGAUUUGGACACAACCAUUGGGGUGGAAUCUAGUCCCAGUGUCAUGGAAUUGAGCUCUUCUGUCAGCUCUAUUAUUUCCGAAAUUAAAAAAACUUCCGAAAUUACUUCGUCUACUGAAUCUACCACCUUUAAUCAAAUAGAAUCCAGUACUUUUAAACCAACUGAAACAAAUUAUGUUCAACCAACUGAAACCAGUACAUCAGUUAAUCCAACACAAACCAGUGUUUUGAUUACGACGAAACGUUCAGCAACCACUGCAACUCCAACACAAAAAAAAACUGUUAUAAAAGAAAAAUGUGAAACAUCAGUAAAAAAUGCUUCUCUAUUCAAAUCAGACGGUUCACUGAAAGAGCCGGAUAGAUAUGGCUACUGGGAAAUUUCCUGUAACCUGCAAUAUCUGUUUGGAAAGUCCCUUGUUUCUUGGAGUGAAAAUUCAAUCAAAUGCCAGGCAAUUGGCAUGAAUCCGAUCACUCUGGAAAGUUCAGAAAAAGCUCAGUGCUUUCGGAAUAUUGCUUCAAAUUGGAAGUACGGUUCAAAUUACUGGACAGCUGGUCUUCGUGCAACCACAAGUGAUUUUUCAUGGUGCUCAGCAAGCGGUUCAAUCGCGCUGGACAAAUCAAAAGUGUCUUGGGCCGUCGGACAACCGAACAACGCGAAUGGCAGCGAAAAUUGUCUUCGUAUCAAUGUAACAAACGCCUCCUUUCAAAUUUCGGAUCAAGUUUGUACCGAAGAGUUUCUAUUCGCAUGCCAGGGCCGUCCAACUCCGGCUCCGCCUUGCAGCUCACCAGCUUGUCCGAAUGUUACCUGCGCUAAGAAUAAUAAUUUCUACAAAAACUCCUCAAGUGGUGUUUAUUUGGCCGAUAUGACUAAGCAUGGUUAUUGGAGCAACUAUCGCGGGCGAACAUUCCUGUUCAGCUACCCAAACGAUACACAAACGUUUCUGGGUGCACAUUCAGCGUGUUGUCAAGUGGAUAUGUUUUUGGUCAGUCUUGAAUAUGACUACAAAUUUAAUUCAAUCAGAGAGGCUGCCAAAGGGAACUUGCAAACCCAAGACUAUUUCUGGACCUCUGGCAGCGAUCGUGGUUGCGAGGGGAAUUACGGCUACUGCACGGCAAAACGACUUUUACGAAAAGAAGCAAUUUGGGGACCGCGACAACCAGACAACGCGGGUGGAAAAGAAAACGCAAUUGCUGUUUUCAUUAACGCCACUCGCAAUCAAACCCAAUUGUUUGAUUUUGACGAGAUGAAAAAAUUCCGCUACAUUUGCGAGGCCAGGGACACGGCAAAUGCACAAUCUGGAGGGUCUGCUGUGCGAGACGAAUGUGCCCAGAUCUACAAUGUCAGCCAAAAGGAGAUUGAUAAUUUACUGAACAACACCAGCAAGCUGGAUUUACGUUUAAAAUGUUUCAUUCGAUGCAUCGGAGACAAUUCCGGAUUAAUGGUGGACGGAAAGUUUUUAGACAACAAAGUUUUGGCAAUUUUGGAGACAAUGUCUAAUGGAAGCAUCGACGAACUCAAGAAGGGCAUGUCCGUCAUGGGCGAUUGUGAAAAUUCAGCUAGUGGAAUGGAUGAAUGUGAUAAGGCUGCUCAGGUUAUAAAAUGCAGCAAGGAAAAGGCGCCUGAAAUGUUGAGUAACGUCAUCUUGGCGAUGGACAAAUCGAUGCCUGUCGGUAAAAGUUCUCCAAAAGCAUUUUGCUACAAUCCUGACAACUGCACUAUUGAUCCGGUGCAAAAGAAAUUGUACGAUAGUGCGCUUGUUGAAUCAACUCUUUCAAACAAUGCUAUGGUGGUGUUUGCUUGUGGUAAAAAAUGGCUUGUGCAUCGUAGAACGAUCGUUGGCCACACUCUACAGGAAGGUUUUAAAGUUUGCUGCGAGUACGGCCUCAAAAUUGCUUCAAUCGAAACUCUGGAUAUGCUGAACUGUCUAACGGCGACAACGUUUAAAACGUUGGUGCGAUGGAACUGGUUUGGGGUUAGUCUGACCAACAGCCCCAGCAAACCUCGUUGGUGCACAUCUGAGGCGCCGUUUUUAAUAGAAAACUGGGUCGGAGCAAAAAACCUCACAAAAGAUCCGCAGUUUGACGCGCUCAAGUUUCACCUUUCUAAUAAAACCGUCGUUAUGGCCAAUCAAAAAGAGACCCUCAACAUCUUGUGCAGCCCAUUAUGAGAGAUGCAAAUUUGACAUAACAAUAUGAAUUUUAUCUAAAUAUUGAUGUAGAAUUUUAUAAUGAAUUUGGAUUGACUUCUAUAAACUUGCUUUUUUCAAACUCUUUUUUUCUGCUUUAAAAAGUACGUUUUUCAUGGAGGUGUUGGAAGCUGAUGAAAGCGAGAAUCUUAUAGUUUUUUUACUAGAGAUUUUCUUAUGGUUAAAUAUGUGAUUUUUAAGCUGUACAUAAUCUGAUAUUUUAAAGAUUAUAUUCUUCCAAGUUCCAUUGGAAAUGCGCAGGAUAAAAACGAAGAAAAUAGUAUGCCAAAUUAAAAUGAGGUCUUUCUGUGCAAAAAAAACUGAAGCAGAAAUCUCCAAGCACAAAUUUUCUGCUCUGGUCAGUCAAAUAUUUAAAAAGCGCAAUUAGUGCGUCAAUUUUGAGCUGUUCGGACGACAACGUGCCCGGACACUUCAUUUUGUGGGUUAUAUCCAUUUAUAUCAGAAAAAUAUCCUACCUUUGUCCAGUGACAUUCCAUUACGUCCAUUCACAAAUCACCUGAAAAAAUGCGAUUAUUAAAUUUUGAUUCAAUUAACUUCAAAUUUGAUUGACAAUUUUUUUAGAAUAUCAAUAUAAUUUUUAAAUUUAACAAGAUUUUAAUUAUAUCUGACGCAAAAUGCAGUAAAAAUGCACUUUGAAAAUAAUUUUUCAUAAAUUAAAAA
Messenger RNA from Neocloeon triangulifer, 3202 nucleotides. RefSeq lists its product as uncharacterized. Bases 23 to 2503 code for a protein of 826 amino acids. The transcript is spliced from 24 exons. Gene Ontology annotation, molecular function: odorant binding. Lineage: Eukaryota; Metazoa; Arthropoda; Insecta; Ephemeroptera; Baetidae. The record is from RefSeq and is a predicted model, not a curated record.